Molecule: messenger RNA, 1533 nt
Organism: Zygosaccharomyces rouxii
Lineage: Eukaryota; Fungi; Ascomycota; Saccharomycetes; Saccharomycetales; Saccharomycetaceae
Gene: CMR1
Product: Cmr1p
Exons: 1
Coding region: 1-1533 (510 amino acids)
Biological process (GO): regulation of DNA damage checkpoint
Cellular component (GO): nucleus
Molecular function (GO): protein binding; DNA binding
Source: RefSeq, a predicted model, not a curated record
AUGUCAGAGCUAUCUUCGUUUCAAAAGAAAAGAUUAGAGAAUAUCAAGAGGAACAAUGAUUUACUCAAGAAGUUGAACCUCAGUGGAGCCGCUAAUCAAGUGAAGAAAGAAUCAGGAUUAGAUGAACAUAGGCCUCAAAAGAAGAAGAAGAAGACUGCAGGAGAUACUAAUGGUAAGAAGAGUGAAUCGCCAAGGGCUGAAAAGAUUCCUACGCGUAGAUCCAGAAGAAUUAGAGGUGAGAACGCUGAAGGAAAAGGGGUCCCUAAUGUGAAUGACAAUGAAUUGUUGAAGAUGGGGUCCCCAGACAAGGAGCUUGUGGAUGAGGUUAAGGACACUAGAAUUAUUGGUGAUAUCAAACUGAGUGAUUUGAUUAAAGAUGAAGAGGAAUCCUCAUUGCUGGAUAAAUAUGCAAGGGUCAAUUUCUCGAGUGGUGAUUUCUUUCAAGAGAUUAAAAAGCACCAGAAGGUGGAUAGUGAUCUACAGAGAGAAUUCGAUUUACAACCAUACGAUGUAUUUGAACCCAACGAUAUCAAGUUGGUCUACGAACGUAUAUCUGCAAUGUGUUUCCACCCUUCGCUAGACCAAAAAUUGAUUAUUGCAGGUGACACUACUGGUAAUCUUGGUCUAUGGAACGUCAAAGAGGGAACACCGGAUGAAGAUGAGGAACCCGAUAUUACAAGAGUUCAGCUAUUCUCUAAGAACGUUGGUAGACUGGAUUGUUUCCCUAGCGAUACUUCCAAACUGUUGGCGGCAUCUUAUGAUGGAUUCAUACGAAGCAUUGAUCUAAACACUAUGCAAUCCACACAAAUCACCAACUUAACCAAUGAAUACGAUGAUCCUCUCGGGGUAUCGGAUUGCAAAUUUAGCUACGAUGAUCUGAACCUCUUACAUUUAACCACCCUUAGUGGUGAAUUUACCUCAUUGGACCUCAGAGAACCAUCCAAAAAUUUUAACUUCAAAAGACUUUCAGAUAAAAAAAUUGGAUCAAUGGAUGUUGAUCCUAAAAGACCUUACCAAAUCGCUACAGGCUCAUUAGAUCGAACCUUGAAAAUUUGGGAUUUGAGAACUACCGUUGAUAACCCAGAUUGGAUUUCAUAUGAGGAUUUUCCUUCGUUAGGAUUGGUAUCUACUUAUGAUUCCAGGUUAAGCGUAUCAGCAGUCUCAUUUUCACCAACAGACGACACACUAGUGUGUAAUGGUUAUGACGAUACUAUUAGGCUGUUUGAUAUGAAUAACAACGGUUCCCAACUAGCAAGCGAAUUACAGCCACGGCUCACCAUAAAGCAUAACUGUCAAAGUGGUAGAUGGACCAGUAUCUUAAAGGCAAAGUUCAAACCCAAUAGAGACGUUUUCGCAAUAGCGAACAUGAAAAGAGCAAUCGAUAUUUACGAUUCACAAGGUCAGCAGUUGGCUCAUUUGAGGACCGCAACUGUGCCAGCAGUUCUUGCGUGGCACCCCUUAAGCAAUUGCAUUGUGGGAGGUAAUUCAAGCGGUAAAGCGUUUUUAUUUACAAAUCAAGAGAAGCAAGAUUAA